This is a messenger RNA of Juglans regia (Persian walnut), 1308 nucleotides long. Its product is annotated as ankyrin repeat-containing protein NPR4-like. The record is from RefSeq and is a predicted model, not a curated record. Lineage: Eukaryota; Viridiplantae; Streptophyta; Magnoliopsida; Fagales; Juglandaceae. The transcript is spliced from 3 exons. The coding region runs from base 1 to 1308 and encodes 435 amino acids.
AUGGCCUGUAAACGGGAUGGAGAUCAGAAAACAGCUUUGCAUGUUUUGGCUGAUCAAAAGGCUCCAGACGAUGAGAUUAUAACUAGCUGCAAGGACCCAAUUAAGAGCGGGAACUGGCCGUUAUUCAGCGCAUGCUUCCGCAAACUGCAAGCUGCUUCAAAAUCAGAAAUAUCGAAACGUGAUGAGUUGCUUGAAAUGAUAUUGAAUGAACUUCAGAAGAAAUCGAUUGAGGAGAUUUCAGAAGUAUUAAAAAGAACGACUUCAGAAGUGGUAAAAACUACUACGACUUCAGAAGUAUUAAAAAGCAGUACGAAUCGAGAAGUGGUAAAAACUACAACGACUUCAGAUGAAGUGGUAAAAAGCACGACUUCAGAAGUACUUUUCGAUGCUGCAAUGUCAGGAAACGUCGAGUUUUUGGAUAAGGUUCUCCGCAAGUUUCCGAUGCUGAUAUGGGAAAAUGAUCACGAGAAAGACCGAAGCAUAUUUCAUGUCGCUAUUCAAUAUCGGCAAGAGAAAGUGUUUAACUUAAUAUAUAACAUCGGAGCUGUUAAGGAUUACUUGGUAGGAAAUAAGGAUUACGAUGGCAAUAACAUGCUGCACUUAGCUGGAAUGUUGCCAGAUGAUCAUCAGGAAAGACUAGGCAUGCCGCGAGCAGACCUUCGGAUGCAACGAGAAUUAUUAUGGUUUAAGGAAGUGAAAAAGAUUGUCAGACCUUAUCAAAGGUCUGAGAAAAAUAAGGAAGGAAUGACACCCAAAGACGUGUUCAAUGCCACCCAUAAAGAUUUAGUUAAAGAAGCAGAAAGAACAGUUAGGGAGACAGCACGUUCUUGUAUGCUUGUAUCAACUCUCAUUGCUACUGUGACGUUCGCUGCAGCCCUGACGGUACCAGGUGCCAGCAACAAGAACAUGACUCCUUUACUCAGUAAAGAGCAGUGGACUUCGUUUUUUAUCCUAUCGAAUGCAGUCGCACUCUUCACCUCGGCAUCAUCAAUAAUCUCGUCACUCUCUGUUCUUACUUCAAGCUAUGCACAAAAGGAGUUUGUGAAGUCGUUGCAUGUUAGGCUGAUGUUCGGGCUCACCACUCUGUUUUUGUCAAUAACGGCCAUGCUCUUGACCUUCAUUGCUGUCAUGUUUUUGAUCUUUGACUACAAAAAAUUGGCAUGGCUUCCGUAUCUUAUUGUUAUUCUUGGCAGCGGUCCUCUGUUCUUGUUUCUUGGGUUGCAUUUGGGUCUUUUCACUGAUUUGAUCCGCGCGUAUUACUGGUCUAGUUAUUUAUGCCGGCCGAGCAAGCACAGAAUCUUCGAGUGA